Callorhinchus milii (elephant shark) is the source of this 1522-nucleotide messenger RNA. It is a transcript of the gene fbxl22, whose product is annotated as F-box and leucine-rich repeat protein 22. Bases 85 to 759 code for a protein of 224 amino acids. NCBI's taxonomy places the organism in Eukaryota, Metazoa, Chordata, Chondrichthyes, Chimaeriformes, Callorhinchidae. Gene Ontology annotation, biological process: SCF-dependent proteasomal ubiquitin-dependent protein catabolic process. Gene Ontology annotation, molecular function: protein binding. The record is from RefSeq and is a predicted model, not a curated record. The transcript is spliced from 2 exons. Gene Ontology annotation, cellular component: SCF ubiquitin ligase complex.
UGUGCUGGUAGUACUAUUGGUCAGGUCCUUUUCUAUUGUCCCUUUCUAGGAGUUGGGCUUUAUAUUGAGUUUAUCAUUUCUUCAAUGCAGCUAACAGAAUUAAAUCAAGAGUGUUUGCUUCAUAUAUUUUCAUUUUUGGACAAAGAGACCAGAAGGAGCACAUCUCUGACCUGUCACAAACUUCGCGACGUGUUCCUGGACCCAACACUGUGGACUUUGCUGAAUUUCUCUUCUCCCUCAGAAUUGGGGAAGAAUAAUUUUCUGCUAAGUCCCGCGUUACGGUCCCUGUCUAUCUGCUGGUAUUCGAGUCGAGUGAAAAUCUGUAACAUAGAAGACUGGAUGAAAAGUAACUUCCAGCGAGACAUCUGCAGCAAGCACGAAAAUCUCAUCAAUAACUUCUUGAAUCAAAUAAGUAACAGGUGUCCAAAUUUGGUGUCGUUGACCCUCUCUGGAUGUGGACAUGUCACAGACUACUAUAUUAUACAAAUCCUGCAAAAAUGCCCUAAACUGAAGGCUUUAAAAUUAGAAAACUGUGCAAGAAUGACUGACAAGGUCUUGGAAGCAGUUACUAUCCACGGAAGAAAUUUGCGAACGCUACAUGUGGAUUUUUGUCGAAAUAUCACGCAGGUCGGACUCCAAACGAUCAGAGAGAAGUGUCGUUCCGUGUUUGUUAGUGCGGAAAGAAGUGCUGGUAUGAUCCCUGAUAAUAAACCAGAUGAAACAGACUGGCUGGGGAGAGGAAUGAAGAAACGACUAUAAAAGCAACAAAAGACUGAUUUGUUUUAAUUUUCAAAUUCUGCGUUUAUUUUAAGCUUCCAUUUGAUUCGGAUAUAAUGACUGCAUGUAUUGUAUGUUAAGUUUGCCAAAAAUAUGCUUUCUACUCUUCUUUACAGACAGCAUGUGUUUUUUUUUAACCCAUGUUUAUUUGGUGACCGUCUGCCCACAAGGCAGACUCUUUCAUUGAGAGACUGAAGUGACAUGAAGCAGUACAAAAUUUGCAGAAAACAAUCCUGCCCAUACAUACAUAUAUAUAAUACAAAUGGUAACAAGGAUUUCAUCCCACCAAAAACACAUUUCUUUCCCAGAACUCAAUUUUCCGCCCAGUUAAAAUAAGGGAAAGAAUUUAACAACAGAUGGAUGAUUGUAGCCAAAGUAUUUAAACCCUGUGGUCUUCCAUAAAAGCUUCAAUCCGAAGAUCAAAGUCAUAUUUCACGUUGUUGAAAAGAUUGGGGGCAGAAUCGCAGUAUUCAGCUUUGAACAAGUAAUGUUGCCUUUUAAUGCUGUCAUUUCUUCUCAAGAAUGUUCUUUGCAAAGUGAUACUUUUCUACAACUGUUCAACUGAAUACCAGUAAACAGCAUGAAUUUAAAUGAGAACAGUAUAUGUUCACUUAUCAAUACCUUUCUGUCCACUAGUUGGUGCUGGUGUAUAAUUCACUACUUUGUUCAUGUCCGUACACAGCACAUCUCCUUCACAAGCAGUUAAUUAUGGUGAUAUAUCUUCAAUAAAACUGAAGGCAAUUUU